AUGGAUCCAUCCAAGGUUGAAGCCAUCCUGAGUUGGCCAGCACCUACCAAUGCAAUUGAGGUAAAAAGUUUUAAUGGCUUGUGUAGUUUCUAUAGAAAGUUCAUUAGAAACUUUAGUGGAAUUUGUGCUCCACUCAUAGAGACCAUAAAAGGUGGAAGGAAAUGUGUGUUUGUAUGGACCAAUGAAGCUAGUAGGUCAUUUGAGACAUUGAAAAGGAAGAUUGCAGAACUUCCCACCCUUGUACUUCUAGAUUUUCAUAAAUUCUUUGUGGUAGAAUGUGAUGCUAGCAAUAGAGCUAUUGGAGGAGUCCUAAGACAAGAAGGGAGGCCAGUAGCCUUCUUUAGUGAAAAGUUUAAUGAGGCUACAAAAAAGUACUCUACCUACGACCUUGAACUCUAUGCUAUGGUCCAAGCCUUGAGAAAAUGGAGGCACUACCUACUCCCUAAGGAAUUUAUUGUGUUCACAGACAAUCAUGCUUUGAGUUUUCUAAAUAGGCAAGAGAAACUUCAUCAUAGACAUGUUAAAUGGAUGGAAUUCUUACAAUCUUAUACUUUUACCAUAAAACAUAAGAAAGGUGUUGCUAAUAAGGUUGCUAAUGCUUUAAGCAGGAGGAGUUUAACCAUCCAAGAAGUUCAAUUGGAAAGUGCAGGUAUACACACAAUAAAGGACAUGUAUGCUACAGAUGAUGAUUUCAUGGAAAUCUAUAAGAGGGCCAAGGGCCAAACAUCUAAUGCAGGAUUAUAUACACAAUUACCUAUCCCUUCAAAGCCAUGGGAUUCAGUAAGUAUGGACUUUGUGCUUGGUCUUCCAAGAACCAAAUCUGGUUAUGACAGUGUGAGUACAGGUAUGACACCUUUUCAAGUUGUUUAUGGUGUACACCCUAGAGGGAUAAUAGAACUCAGAGAUGUUAGUCAUUUGGAGAAGAAGAGUGCUUUGGCUAAAGAUUUUGUAGAGGAGAGGUUACCUAAGGAGAAAUAUACUAAGUUGCUGAUGAAGAAGCUUGGUCCUUGCAAGAUCCUCAAGAAGUGUGGCAACAAUGCCUACAAAGUGGACUUACCUUCUUCUAUUGGUUUGUCACCUAUUUUUAAUGUUGCUGACUUGUAUCCUUAUAAAGGAUCUGUAGAUGAUGUUUUUGUUGCAGGUGAAUCAGAUUUCCAGCAAGAUGAGUCAUUCAAAAAGAUAUCCCAGCCAUCCAUGUUAGAGAUUGAGAGCAUUCUUGACAAGCGGGUGAUCAAACAUACAAGGAGGGAAGUGUAUUAUGAAUACUUGGUCAAAUGGAAACACCAACCCAUGGAGGAAGCCACAUGGAUGACUAAGGAGUCCAUUGAAAAGGUAGGGUUUCAAUUUGAGAGCAUUGCAACUCAAGGGACUUGA
Cryptomeria japonica (Japanese cedar) is the source of this 1374-nucleotide messenger RNA. RefSeq lists its product as uncharacterized. The transcript is spliced from 4 exons. The record is from RefSeq and is a predicted model, not a curated record. The coding region runs from base 1 to 1374 and encodes 457 amino acids. NCBI's taxonomy places the organism in Eukaryota, Viridiplantae, Streptophyta, Pinopsida, Cupressales, Cupressaceae.